Myxocyprinus asiaticus (Chinese sucker) is the source of this 3738-nucleotide messenger RNA. RefSeq lists its product as uncharacterized. Gene Ontology annotation, molecular function: protein binding. The transcript is spliced from 4 exons. The record is from RefSeq and is a predicted model, not a curated record. NCBI's taxonomy places the organism in Eukaryota, Metazoa, Chordata, Actinopteri, Cypriniformes, Catostomidae. The coding region runs from base 1 to 3738 and encodes 1245 amino acids.
AUGAGUGAAGAAGAGGAGGUACAGGAGAACCUGGUGGGAGAUGACAACAGGGCAGAUAAAGAGGGUCCAAAGGAGCUGCAAGAAAGUAUACAAGAAAGUGAGAAGGCUGAUGAUGAAGAAGAAGAAUGUGGUGACAGUUUUCAUGUUACAUCUACAAACAGUGGCAGCUUAGUUCCCAUGUGUACUAGUAAUGAUAAAUCCAUUGAUGAAGAUAGCUCCAGUAAAUAUGACAACAACAAUGUAGAUGGCGAAGAAUAUAGUGAUAGUUGUCCUAUAUCUGCAAAUAGUGAAAAUUUAGUUGCUGUGCUUACAAAUAAUGAUAAAAGUAGUGACGAAGAUGAUGAUAAAUAUGACAACAGCAGUGAUAAUGAUAAUAAAAAUACUACUAAUGUCCCUAUUAAAUCUGCAAACACUGACAGUUUAGUUGCUUUGUGUACAAAUGAUGGCAAAGCCAGUUAUAAAUAUGAUGCUAAUAAAUAUGAUGAUGAUGAAUGUAGGGGUAGUUUACCUGUUAUGUCUGUGAGUAGUGACAGUUUAGUUGCUAUGUUUACAAAUAAUGAUAAAGCCAGUGAUGAAGAGGAAGCUGAAAAACAUGUCAACAACAAAGAUGAUGAUGAUGAUUUAGAUGAAGAACAUAGUGAUAGCUGUCCUGUUAAAUCUGCCAACAGUGAUGGUUUAGUUGCUGUGUGUGUCAAUAAUUAUAAAGAAAGUGAUGAAGAUGAUGAUGAUGAUGAUGAUGAAUGUAGGGGUAAUUUACCUGUUAUGUCUGUGAGUAGUGACAGUUUAGUUGCUAUGUUUACAAAUAAUGAUAAAGCCAGUGAUGAAGAGGAAGCUGAAAAACAUGUCAACAACAAAGAUGAUGAUGAUGAUUUAGAUGAAGAACAUAGUGAUAGUUGUCCUGUUAAAUCUGCUAACAGUGAUGGUUUAGUUGCUGUGUGUGUCAAUAAUUAUAAAGAAAGUGAUGAAGAUGAUGAUGAUGAUGAUGAUGAAUGUAGGGGUAGUUUACCUGUUAUGUCUGUGAGUAGUGACAGAUUAGUUGCUAUGUUUACAAAUAAUGAUAAAGCCAGUGAUGAAGAGGAAGCCGAAAAACAUGACAAUAACAAAGAUGAUGAUGAUUUAGAUGAAGAACAUAGUGAUAGUUGUCCUGUUAAAUCUGCUAACAGUGAUGGUUUAGUUGCUGUGUGUGUCAAUAGUUAUAAAGCAAGUGGUGAAGAUGAUGCAAAUAGAUAUGACAGCAGCAACGAUGAUGAACAACAAAGCAAUCAUUUUCCUGUUACGUCUGCAAACAGUGACCAUUUAGUUGCUGUAUUAACAAAUAAUAAUACAGCAGGUGAUGAAGGUGAUGAUGAUAACAACGAUGAUGACAUUUGCGGUUCUGAAGUUGAUCCUGAGAAUGACUUCAACAGUUUAACACUAGAAGAGCAACAGAUGACUGACUGCAGCUAUGAGCAGGGGUUGAUAAAUCAAAAGUUAGAGGAGGGCAGUGAUGAAGAGGAGGAAGAUGAUGAUGAAGAUGAAUGUGGUGAAAAUUGCAGUUACUUUGAAGAUUCUGUUGAUGAAGAGUGUGACAUGUGGCCCAAGAAGAUAUACUCUGAUCCAGCCUAUCCAAGUUUGGUCUUUCAAGCUCUCAAUGAGAUGAUGCUCUGCUCUGUCCUCACUGACCUGACCCUGAGCACAGAGGAUGGGGAUACGUUCCAGGGUCAUUCUUUUGUCCUGGCUGCAGUCAGUUCUCUCAUUGAGCAGAGGCUCAAGAAGAAGUCCAGAGAAGACAGUGUAAUCUCUGUUUGUAUGGGUCCUGAGGUGCAUGGUGUGGGGCUGGCUGCAGUGGUAGAGUUUGCCUAUACUGGGGCCAUCACCACAAUGAACAAGUGCAACUUGGCACAGAUUCAGACUGCAGCUGUCAGCCUGGGAGCUCCAAGAAUUCUGGAACUCUGCAAAGAGGAGGAACAGAGAGAAAAACAAAAAGCAGAAAUAAAAAAAGAGGACAAAGAAAGGGUUUCUGCUGAUGAGCAGAUGAAUGUUACUCUGCAGUAUUUAAGACAACUGUGGGCAGAGCGAGUGGGAUGUGACAUAGAGCUUGAAGUAGAAGGAAGAGUUUUUCAUGCUCAUAGGGUGCUCUUGGUGGCUUGCUGUGACUACUUUAGAGGCAUGUUUUCCAGCAAUAUGAGGGAGAGCCAGCAAGAAUCAGUGUCUCUGCUGUUAGUUGGGGCAGCUGAGUUUGAGGCCCUUCUCCACUGCGCCUACAGUGGGGUUCUUGUACUUGGAUGGAGCUGCAUUUUUGAACUCACCUGCACAUCUCUCCAGUUACAGUUUCAGUUUGCCAUAUCACUCUGCCUUAUUUUUCUGCAGAAGGAAAUGGAUGCUUACAGCUGCCUAGAUGUAGCAUCUUUUGCAGAGGCCUAUGGGAUGACCGACUUACUUGAACUUGCUGAAGAUUUUGUCUCAAGGCAUUUUCAAGAAGUAUCACUUACUCCAAAGUUCCAAGAUCUUCCUAAAGAGAAAUUAAAGAAGUACCUGCAAAGUGAUUCCCUCUGCGUUCCCUCAGAGUUACCUGUGUUCAAAGCAGUUAUGUCUUGGAUUGAAGCCUUUCCCAGACAGCGUGCAAAACUUGCCAAGGAGCUGAUGGAAACAAUACAGUUUCCCCUCAUGACAUUUAAGGAAUUCAAAGAAGUCAAGUCCUUAACAUCCUGGCCAAAAACUUGUUCCAAAAACCUAUAUGAGUCUCUCCUAGAGCAGUUCUGCUCCAGUUCUUCAGAUGCACAACCUAACUUCAGGGCCUACCUGCCAAAAGACACUUUAGUACUUGUUGGGGGUGAGAGAACCACUGCUAAUUUCGAAAAACAUAAACCCUGCACAGAAAUGUGGUUUAGCAAUGCCUUUCAGAACCAUGUUGGGCUAGUGAAGAAAGUAGAGUGGAGAAUGUUGGGAAAUUUACCUGAGAAUCCAAGAUUCAGUCACGGAAUAGGGGUAAUGAGGGGGAAGAUGUAUGUAGUUGGUGGACGGCAUUACUAUGGCAAAGCUGAUACCAUGAAAUGUGCCUACAGGUAUGAUCCUAUCCAGAACUCUUGGCAAAGAUUGGCUGAUAUGCAUGAGAGAAGAGGAAGUGUGACUCUGGUUGUCCUGAAUGAAAAAAUAUAUGCCAUUGGUGGAGAGAGAGACUCAGAGGACAAUAUGGAGACUGUCGAGGUCUACUGCCCCAACACAAAUUCUUGGAGGUUUGUCUGCCCACUAGACCAACCUCUGUGUUAUCACGCAGCUAGUGUAUGGAAGGGCGCAAUCUUCAUAUCUGGAGGCUUGAACAGCCAGUGCCAAUGCCAGUUGUCCAUGAUCCUUUACCACCCAGAGAAAGGAUCCACCUACCUGGCUGAGAUGAACCAUGACAGAGCCCAGCACUGCAUGGAGACCCUAGGAGACCAUCUGUAUGUGGCUGGAGGGGUCUCAUGUGGUGCCGGUGGCCACCGGAUAGAUCAAUUAGCCUGUGAGGUGUAUGACCCUGUGGCUAACUCCUGGAGUGCCAUUAUGUCAUUACCAAUGCCUCAUGUAGGGUCAGCAUCAGUGGUCUUAGAAGGGAAGGUCUAUGUAAUCGGAGGGUACUGCCAAGAGUACUACAGAGAUAUCAAAUUAGUUCAUCGAUACGAUCCUGCAACAGAACGCUGGGAAAACAUGGGUGCAACACCAGGCCCAAACAUAUACAUAGCUGCAUGUGUGCUGCACGUACCUUCUCGCCUUAGACAGUAA